UGCGUUCUGUAGUUGAUUAGCUGACGCCAGUCGUCCCGCCGCUUGCGGUUUCCCUCCGCCGUCGGACGCCAGGCUUCGCUGCCGCAGACUCUUGGAACCCUAACCACACGGAUGGAAAAGCUCCCAUAUUUGCGUCCGCCGGAGGGCCAGCAGGCCGAUGAUUUGAUCAAGACCGUCUCCUCCAUCCUCCUCGCCGCCCAGAGCCCUUCCGGCCCUCCCCUCGACGAAGCCCUCGCCCCCUUCAUCCCCCGCCUCUCCCCUUCCCUCGCCGCGCCCAUACUCUCCGCUGCCGCUGCCUCCCCCUCCUUCUCCUCACCCGCCCCGCUCCUCUCGUUCUACCACCUCCUCCGACGCAGCUUCCCUUCCCCCUCCGGCGACUCCUCAGUCGCCGCCGAGGAGUUUCUACCGUCCCUCCUCGCUCUCCUCCCUCCCCUUCUUUGGUUCAAGAAGUUCGCUGAUGUCAAGUCCCUCCUCCUCUCCUUCAUCCCCCUCGACCGCCGCCGCCUCCUUCACCGCCACCUCCUCCACGGCAGCCCGCGGCCGUCAAAGUCCCUCCUUGAUACCGCCGUUGCAUCCUAUGCUCACCUCCGCCAGUACCAUCUCGCCUACCAGGUUUUCCUGGUCAUGCGCCGCCGUCGCCUCCGCCCCUCCCUGCUUACCUCCAACUCUCUCCUCUCCUCCCUUGUCCGCUCCCCUACAAUCUCGUCCUCCCUUCCAUUGUCUAUCUUCCACGACAUGGUCGCCCUCGGCGUCUCCCCCAAUGUCAACACCUUCAACAUCCUUAUUCAUGGCCUCUGCUCCCGUGCCCAAUUCACCGACGCACUUGCCCUUUUCCCCACGAUGGCUGGGUUCGGCUGCACGCCGGAUACUAUCACCUACAACACCAUCCUUGACGGCUAUUGCAAGAAGGGCAUGCUGAAAGAAGCACGCGACCUGCUUGCUGAAAUGAAAGCGAAGGACGUCCCUCCUAAUCGGUCCACCUAUAACACCCUCAUUGCUGCCUACUGCCGCCUUGGAUGGUUGAAGGACGCCACCAUGGCAAUCGAGUUAAUGACCGCAUCAAACUUCCUCCCUGACUUGUGGACCUAUAACAUGCUUGUUGCUGGGCUGUGCCGUGAUGCCCGGAUUGACGAAGCUUUCAGGCUAAAGGAUGAGAUGGAGAAACUUUGCUUGUCCCCUGAUGUCAUCACGUAUAAUACACUUAUCAACGGGUGCUUCCAGUGGAGGAGUGGAUCCGAUGCUUAUCAUGUACUGGGGGAGAUGCAACAGAAGGGUGUGAAACCAAAUUUGGUCACACAUAACAUUAUGGUUAAAGGAUUGUGCAGGGAAGGGAAGAUGGAGGAGGCUGUUGCAUCACUUAGAAAGAUGGAGGAUGAGGGAUUGUCACCGGAUCUCAUCACCUACAAUACUUUGAUCAGUAGUUACUGUAAAGCAUCGGAUAUGGGGAAAGCUUUUGACUUGAUGGAUGAGAUGGUGGGGAGAGGUCUCAGGAUGGAUACUUUUACUCUCAACACUGUUCUUCAUAAUCUAUGUAAAGAGAAGAGGUUUGACGAAGCAUGCAAACUGCUCCAUAGUCCACCAAUGCGGGGUUUUGUGCCUGAUGAAAUUAGCUACGGUACAGUGAUCAGUGCCUACUUUAAGGAUGAGAAACUCGAUGAGGCAAUGAAGCUGUUGGAAGAGAUGAAUGAGAAAAAGAUUAUGCCGGGUGUCACAACCUAUAACACGGUUAUUGGUGGACUGUGCAGGUCAGGUAGGAUAGAAGAAGCAAUUAAGAUGUUGAAUAAGCUGGUGGAGAGUGGACUGGUGCCAGAUGAGACUACAUACAACACUAUCAUCAAUGGAUUUUGUAGGGAGGGUGAUUUGGAGAAAGCUUUCCAGUUUCAUAAUCAGAUGGUCAAGAAUUCGUUCAAGCCGAACGUAAUUACUUGUAACAUUCUUAUGAAUGGGCUGUGUAAUGAUGGUAAGGUGGAGAAGGCUCUCAGAUUUUUUGAGUCAUGGGUGUCAAAAGGGAAGAAGGUUGAUGUCAUUACAUACAAUACCCUAAUUAAAGGGCUUUGCAAGGAAGGCAAUGUUGAUGCAGCAAUGGAACUUUUUGCUGACAUGGAGGAGAAGGGACUGCAGUCUGAUGCUUAUUCUUACAAUGUGGUCCUAUGUGCACUCUCUGACGCAGGAAGAUCAGAAGAAGCACAGAAUACACUGUCAAAGAUGAUUGAGAAGGGAAUACUGUCAGAACAAUUUACAUUCCCAUUAUCAUCAGAAGUCUCUCCUAUAAUGGGGACAGGCAAGGAACAAGAGAUGACACCAAAUGUCUGUAGGGAAGAGGAUUCAAAAGGUAGUAGCUACACUAUCUACACACAGCACAUUAAGGAGCUCUGCAAUAGUGGGCGGUUUAAAGAAGCUAAGCUUGUUUUAGACGAAAUGAUGGAAAAAGGUGUACCUGUCAAUAGUUUGACAUACAUCACGUUGAUGGAGGGAUUCAUAAAGAGGCAAAAAAGACUACCCAAAGCUGCUGUAUAAAGAUUCUUUGGCACUAUGCUUUCUCUAUGAUGUUUGCAGUCAGUGGAAAACUGCAGAAUAUUGUCAUGCCUUAGAACAUCAACCUGUUUUGUAUCGGAUAAAAGCUUGAAGAUGUGAAAGUUUGAAACAAUGAUGAAUUGUUGAACAAGUUGAGGUAUGGACCUAUUGAUGCAGCCUAGACUUCAAUCAGUUUCGGGUUUGAAUGUUAGGUCAUCAAUUCAGGUUUUCUUUCUUACAAAGGCAUGCAAGGCAUCUCAUUGAAAUAGUUCUCUUUGUUGGGACUCACUCGAUCGUUUACCACCUUGACUUGUACUCAAUGAUGGUCACAGUGAAGCAAGAGGGUGAUGGCACAACCAUAAGGCAAUCCUGUCCUUCGCUGCUGCAUGGAGACUGAUACAUCAGGAAGGUGCUACCAUCCUUUUCGGUUUGCAUAUCUGCAUAGACGUAUCUUUUUGUAUGACUGAGGUUUUUUAAUUGAUUGAGGACAGUUCAAAUUUGCUUACUGGAUGAUUAAUGCGAGUUUUUCAUGUUGUUUAUUCAUCCGGUUGAUGUUUUCCACUUUUUUGUGAAUGGUUGUAGGGAUAGGCAGUAUUAUCCAUGGUUGUACUUUUUUGAUCUGCAGCCAUAAGAAUUUGAAUUGGAAGAUACAUCUUUUUGUGAAGUUUUUGCAUCAAAAUGUUCCACUGUGUGUUUCCAUUUUUUGAUAUAUAUGCUUUAACUGUUCAUGAGCUUAGAAACUAUUUUGUUCUGCCUACUACUUCUGGUAUGUGAUAGACACUUGUAUCAGUUCUGUCUAGAUUACUGUGCUAGUCCAAAAAUCAUUUGCAGAGCAACAAAAUGUGUAACAGGAAUCUCAUCCUUCAAUGAUUGAUUUUUAUAUAUUAGUUCUUGAAUGAAAGCUUUAGCAGAAAGAUCUUGAAAUAAUAAAAGAAGAAAAACAGUUGGAAUAACAUAAUCCUUCUUUGUGUUUCCAUUUUUUGAUAUAUAUGCUUUAACUGUUCAUGAGCUUAGAAACUAUUUUGUUCUGCCUACUACUUCUGGUAUGUGAUAGACACUUGUAUCAGUUCUGUCUAGAUUACUGUGCUAGUCCAAAAAUCAUUUGCAGAGCAACAAAAUGUGUAACAGGAAUCUCAUCCUUCAAUGAUUGAUUUUUAUAUAUUAGUUCUUGAAUGAAAGCUUUAGCAGAAAGAUCUUGAAAUAAUAAAAGAAGAAAAACAGUUGGAAUAACAUAAUCCUUCUUUGUGUUUCCAUUUUUUGAUAUAUAUGCUUUAACUGUUCAUGAGCUUAGAAACUAUUUUGUUCUGCCUACUACUUCUGGUAUGUGAUAGACACUUGUAUCAGUUCUGUCUAGAUUACUGUGCUAGUCCAAAAAUCAUUUGCAGAGCAACAAAAUGUGUAACAGGAAUCUCAUCCUUCAAUGAUUGAUUUUUAUAUAUUAGUCCUUGAAUGAAAGCUUUAGCAGAAAGAUCUUGAAAUAAUAUUGGAAUUACAUAAUCCUUCUUUGGCACAGAAUUUGCUCACACAGUUCUUGUUCAAGCUUGUAGUUAAUGAUGAUCAACUAUCAAUCAAACUGGUUUUUUAUUGCACUGAUUUUGGUCUUUCCAAUGGCUCCGACAGAAUUCCAUCCAACCGUUCUACCAAUCUAAGAGAAGCUCACCUCUUAAUAGAACUUGGCGGAUCCAGAAGAUUGGGGAGUCAGGAUUGGGCUUGAUCUGCUCUGGCAUGGAUGAAGUCAUUGGAUGCCUUGAAGGCCACUGCAACGAUGUUAUGUGAAUUAUGUCAUUGGAUGUUAUGUCAUUGGAUGCCUUGGAUGCCUUCAUUAUCCUGCGACUUAGCUGAAACAAAACAUGAAUAUUAAUUGGCAAAGGAAACUGCAAAUGAUGGCAGCAGACAAAUGUUGCAUCAGUAUGAUAAUACUUGAGAAAGUUUUUACCAUUCAAGCUGCAAAUAAACCUCACAAGACGAAGAGUUUGAGGCUCUGCCAGAGUGGAUAGAAUCUCCGAAUUAUGACAUAAUUAUUUUGUAUGACAGUAAUACCAGAAUUCUUUGACCCAUUGAUAUGUGCCAUGAUAUUUGAAGUUAUUCUUGUCAGCUGUCGAUUAUGACGUGAUUAUUUUAUGACAAUGAUAGUAGAAAUCUUUGGGCCAUUAUGAUAUAUGAAUUAUUAUACCAGAAUUCUUUGACCCA
Molecule: messenger RNA, 4704 nt
Organism: Musa acuminata AAA Group (dessert banana)
Lineage: Eukaryota; Viridiplantae; Streptophyta; Magnoliopsida; Zingiberales; Musaceae
Product: pentatricopeptide repeat-containing protein At2g16880-like
Exons: 2
Coding region: 112-2517 (801 amino acids)
Molecular function (GO): protein binding
Source: RefSeq, a predicted model, not a curated record